GACGCCCGACGCGCAUCCAAUCAGCGGCGGCCGGGGACCGGAUUGGGUCGUCAGCAGCCACUGAGAAAGGAGCGGCUGCUCACGUGAUGCGGCCGUCGAGCGGAGAGGAAGCCGGCGCUCUGUGAGGUGAAGCUGACCCGGGCUGUCGCAAUGGUCUGCAUUCCCUGCAUCGUCAUUCCAGUCCUGUUGUGGGUUUACAAGAAGUUCUUGGAGCCUGUCUUGUAUCCAUUCAUUUCUCCCUUUAUUUCCCGGCUGUGGUCUAAGCGAACAGUAAAAGAAGAAAUCCCCACACCAAAAACCCAAGUGUGUAAUGGAACAUUCAAGUCUGACCAACCGUUGAUGAAAGGAGACAGGAAUACCAUGAACAAAGAUACAGACAGCAUCAGCGCACAAGGAUCAAACAAAAAGACUGAUUAAGCCUUUCAUCAAGCAAUAAUCUUGCAAAAUGUCUGUUGGUGGUAGCAUUAUUUAAAAGAAUAAAUAGUUUUAUUAAUCAGCUUCCAGUUUAUGUAUAAAAAAUUCCAUUGUUUUAUCAUUGUUGUAUUUCAUACUGUUCUAUUUAAUAGCUUCCUUUUAUACACUGCUGUAAUAAUUGUAAUCUCUGUGAAGCUGGAUAAAUCUUCCAUAAGUACAUCUUAAUCUCUGUUCUCCAUUAGAAAUGUUGUUGCAGUGAUACAUAUCCUUGCUUGGGAACUGACUCUGCAAUUAUACUGUACUGGUAAAGAAAUGACUCCUGAUGAAAUUCGAGAAAAGGCAUUCCUUAUAGCAACUGUUGUGGAUCAAACUAGUAAAACAGUGGUAUUUUCAUAUAACUGGCUAAGGUGCUGAUGAAUCUCAAUGUUCAACAGCUUAUCUAAAUUCUUUUUAACCUGAUAGUUUGUUCUUUCUCACUUUGCCGGUUUCUGAGAUAGUGCAUAGUUGGAUGUUGGCAAAGAAAAGGUAUUGUCACUAAAAGUUCUGAGUUUGGGCAUAUCCAUCUGAACAGCCUUAGCUGGGGCUCACUGGCUCUCAUCUGAGCUAUACAGGAGAUUGAAAGGUUUGGCGGCAUUUAGAUUUUUUGUAAGACUAUCUGGUGCACACGGUGACACUUAAUCAAUAUGUUCAGAAAUUCCAGAUCUGUUAGCUAUCUGUAUUGUGCUGAACAUAGCUGGGAUAGAAAUUCCAAAUACAAAUAGGUUUUAGAGGAGAACUCUAAUAACUCUAAAUAUUGCAAUUGUUUCUGAAAGAAUCCAGGCUCUUGUGCCCUUCUAUUUAAAAAUAAUUUGAUGCUAGCUAAGGUUGUGCAUGAGGAAUGAAGAAGGCUAACAAAGAUACAUAGGUUGCAAAAUCCAGGCUAAAGUUAGCUUCAGGAAAGCUGAGAUAUACUAAGAUGAACAGAAUUGUUGUAGGUGACAGCAAGCUCUCAAUUCUUCUAAUGAAACCUGGAGACAGGCAGUUUCAAGCUAUUUUAAAAAUGUUUUUGACUUCAUUACCAUAUACUGCAGAUCUCAGUCAUUGUGCAGGUGUUUGGAUGUGAGCUGGAUCUGGAGAGAGUAUUGUUCUGACUCUGCUCCUUUUACAGAACAGCUUGAGUAUGCUUAUAAAACUACACAUGAUAAUAUAGUCUGUUCUUUUGAGGCUGGGGUAAGAUCUACUGAAUUAAAAUGGCUCCACAGUAGUGUAGUAGUUCGCAUGAUGCUACUGCAGCUCAGGAUGCUCCAGAGUUGGAAAUUCUGACACCAUCUGUAAGGAGUUUGUACAUUUUCCCUGUGCUCUACUUUCCUACACUGUCCAAAGACUUGCCAGUAGAUUGACCUGGGAUUAGAGUAGGGUUGCUGGAUGGUGAAACUCAUUGAGCCGGGAGAACUGUUCCACACUGUAUCUCUAAAUAAAUAAAUAAAGCUACUUGUUAAACUUG
Hypanus sabinus (Atlantic stingray) is the source of this 1897-nucleotide messenger RNA. It is a transcript of the gene c21h18orf32, whose product is annotated as UPF0729 protein C18orf32 homolog. Gene Ontology annotation, biological process: positive regulation of canonical NF-kappaB signal transduction. Lineage: Eukaryota; Metazoa; Chordata; Chondrichthyes; Myliobatiformes; Dasyatidae. Bases 151 to 417 code for a protein of 88 amino acids. The transcript has 3 exons. The record is from RefSeq and is a predicted model, not a curated record.